UUGUGCUCCCUCUUUGUAAACUCCGCUAACCUACUCUGUACUUAUCCCACGCUACAUUUUAUAAGACCAAAAGAAAUCUGUGCUCAAACUCGCAUGCGCUCUCUGCUUCAGCACCCUCGCAUCCUCCGCCCGCUAUCUUCCCCUGUGAACUCUUCAUCCUCGCCAUUAGCAUUUCUCAUGGCGUAUUCUCUUGCUCUCCCCUCUGUUUCUCUCAAAAACCUAUCUUUUACUGCCUCCGAUUCCCUCACUGGAUGCCACAGGAAUGGAAUUCGUGGUUUUGGUGUCGAAAAUCUGACUGGAUCUAGAUUGUUUAUGAGUUUAUCUGUUGGAACUCAAACCAUUGGUGUUGUUGAUGACUCAUUGUUCGCCGAUUACAAGGCUAACUUUGCUUUUCUAUUUCCUGGUCAGGGUGCACAAGCGGUUGGAAUGGGAAAGGAGGCUCAAAGUGUUCCAGCUGCAGCUGACUUAUUCCAGAAAGCGAAUGAUAUAUUGGGGUAUGAUCUUCUAGAGCUCUGUACCAAUGGUCCAAAAGAGAAGCUGGAUUCGACUGUGAUAAGCCAGCCUGCUAUUUAUGUCACCAGCCUAGCUGCAGUUGAGGUGCUCCGAGUUCGUGAUGGAGGCCAGCAGAUAAUUGAUUCUGUUGAUGUCACAUGUGGUCUCAGCUUGGGGGAGUAUACUGCACUAGCAUUUGCUGGAGCUUUUAGCUUUGAGGAUGGACUCAAGCUGGUCAAACUGAGGGGUGAAGCCAUGCAGGAAGCUGCUGAUGCUGCAAAAAGUGCCAUGGUCAGUGUAAUUGGACUGGACUCUGACAAAGUGCAACAGUUGUGUGAUGCAGCCAAUCAAGACGUUGAUGAAGCCAAUAAAGUUCAGAUUGCAAAUUACCUAUGUCCUGGAAAUUAUGCUGUAUCUGGAGGUGUGAAGGGAGUGGAAGCAGUAGAAGCCAAGGCAAAGUCAUUUAAAGCUCGAAUGACGGUGCGACUAGCUGUUGCUGGUGCCUUCCAUACAAGUUUCAUGGAACCAGCUGUAUCGAGAUUGGAAGCUGCAUUGGCAGCAACAGCCAUUAAACCUCCAAGAAUACCAGUUAUAUCCAAUGUUGAUGCUCAUCCGCAUGCAGAUCCUGCCACAAUCAAAAAGAUAUUAGCACGCCAGGUGACUUCUCCUGUUCAAUGGGAAACAACAGUCAAGACCCUUUUAACCAAAGGGCUGAAGAAGGGUUAUGAAUUAGGACCUGGAAAGGUUAUUGCUGGCAUUGUCAAGAGAAUGGACAAAGGUGCUGAAAUUGAGAAUGUUGGUGCUUGAGGGGGUAGCCUGAAGUGUGCCUGAGGCCUGAAAUCGGGAACCAUAUGUUGUUGAAUGCAGCAGCUUUAUCAUAUAUGGUGCAUAGGGAGCAAAGACAUUUGGAGCUUAAUUUAUAAAAAUCAGCACAUCAGGAGUUAGAUUAUUAGCACGCCUGUCGUCUGAAAUAAUACUAGUUGUAUCUGUAGAGUCUUCUUCUCUAUGAGCAUUUGGAAUUAGAUAAGAGCAAUUUUGUGAACUUUCAUUGAAUAGAACUUUUCAUUUAUCAAUUUCUUUUUUGA
Molecule: messenger RNA, 1577 nt
Organism: Manihot esculenta (cassava)
Lineage: Eukaryota; Viridiplantae; Streptophyta; Magnoliopsida; Malpighiales; Euphorbiaceae
Product: malonyl CoA-acyl carrier protein transacylase
Exons: 10
Coding region: 94-1299 (401 amino acids)
Molecular function (GO): [acyl-carrier-protein] S-malonyltransferase activity
Source: RefSeq, a predicted model, not a curated record